AUGGCUUCUUCUGCUCGUUAUUACGCCGACCCCGCUGCUGCGGCUACUUUUGCCACUGAUCUUCUCGUCAAGGCCGGUCUGAGCCAUGAAGAUGCUAAGUCUAUGGCCGAUUGCCUCGUGCUGGCCGAUGUUCGUGGCGUAGACACGCAUGGCCUUGCCCGUCUGCCUCAAUACCUUGAGCGUGUCAGCACCGGUCGCGUGAAUGCGAAGCCACAAUUCAAGAUUACCGAAAAGACUCCUGUCGUCGCGCAUAUGGACGGAGACAAUGGAUUCGGCUUUGUUGUUGCUACCCGCGCUAUGGAGGAAGCUAUCAAGCGGGCUGAGAUCUAUGGAAUUGGUCUAGUUACUGUGAACCACUCCAAUCACUUUGGUAUGGGAGCUACCUAUGUGCUGCAGGCCUUGGAAAAAGACAUGAUCUCGUUGGUAUUCACCAACUCGGCUAAGCAGAUGCCCCCGUUUGGUGGAAAAGAGACUUUACUAGGUAUCUCACCUUUUGCUGCUGGAGCUCCUUCUGGUAAGGAGGUUCCUUAUAUUCUUGAUAUGGCCCCUUCUGUUGUUGCCAAGGGUAAGAUCCGCCGCGCUGCUCGCCGCGGGGAGUCAAUUCCUCUGGGUUGGGCAUUGGAUGCGGAAGGUAACCCUACAACUGAUCCUAAUGUGGCUCUCAAUGGCAGUAUGGCGCCGAUUGGUGGACCGAAAGGCUCUGGUAUUGCUAUUCUGAUGGAUAUCAUGUCUGGUGUACUUUCUGGCGCUGCCUUUGGUGGUGAGGUUGGUGAUCAGUACAAGGACGUGAAGCCCCAAAAUGUCGGGCACUGCUUUAUCGCUUUGAAGCAAGAUAUCUUCCUUACAGCCGACGAGUUUAAGGCUCGUAUGGACACGUUGGUGCAGCGGGUACAUAAUGUGACUCCUGCCCCUGGCUUCAAUGAGGUUCUUUUCCCUGGUGAGCCGGAACAUCGCCUCGGUGUCCAGCGCCGCAGGGAAGGUAUCCCCUACGCUGAUGCCGAGAAGCAGAUGUUCAUCGAAGCGGCCAAGCAGUAUGGUGUUUCUGAUAUCCCAUUGUCGGACAAACCCCUCUCCCUUGCAUAG
Aspergillus tubingensis is the source of this 1083-nucleotide messenger RNA. Its product is annotated as Ldh family oxidoreductase. NCBI's taxonomy places the organism in Eukaryota, Fungi, Ascomycota, Eurotiomycetes, Eurotiales, Aspergillaceae. The record is from RefSeq and is a predicted model, not a curated record. Bases 1 to 1083 code for a protein of 360 amino acids. Gene Ontology annotation, molecular function: oxidoreductase activity. The transcript has 3 exons.